Molecule: messenger RNA, 321 nt
Organism: Cryptosporidium ubiquitum
Lineage: Eukaryota; Apicomplexa; Conoidasida; Eucoccidiorida; Cryptosporidiidae
Product: small nuclear ribonucleoprotein
Exons: 1
Coding region: 1-321 (106 amino acids)
Biological process (GO): spliceosomal snRNP assembly; RNA splicing
Cellular component (GO): U2 snRNP; precatalytic spliceosome; catalytic step 2 spliceosome
Molecular function (GO): RNA binding
Source: RefSeq, a predicted model, not a curated record
AUGACUGAAGAGUCCAACAUUGAUUCACAAACUAUAAAAAAGGAUAAUCCCAGUGAAGGACCUCUAAGCCUACUAACAGAAUGCGUAAAAACAAAUACCCAGAUUCUUGUUAAUUGUAGAAACAAUAGAAAGAUUUUAGGAAGAGUUAAAGCAUUUGAUAGGCACUGUAAUUUACUUCUUACUGAUGCUAGAGAAAUAUGGACAGAGUCUGUAAAGUCAGGUAAAAAGGGAUCUGCUAAAUAUAUCAACAAAGAUAGAUUUAUUUCUAAAUUAUUUGUGAGAGGGGAUUCUGUAAUUUUGAUUCUAAAGAGCCCAAAUUAA